Messenger RNA from Owenia fusiformis, 973 nucleotides. The record is from the annotation of a GenBank genome assembly. NCBI's taxonomy places the organism in Eukaryota, Metazoa, Annelida, Polychaeta, Sabellida, Oweniidae.
CUAGAAAAUUAAUUGACUUCCGGGAUUUAUAUAAAACUACAGAUUUGGUAUUUUUCCAUUAACUUGCAGUGAAUGCGGAUUCUCUCUUACAUAAUCGUUCGAAUCCAAAAACAUUAAGAUGUAUUGCUUCUACCAUGACAUCCUAAUGAGGAACAUAGGGAAGAUCCUGGCUUUUGGCCUCAUCUUUGCUCAAAUAAUGCAGAAUAAUGGUUUAUCUGCCUACGUACUCCAAACCUUCAGUGGUUCAAUUGGUGCUGGGAAUUACACAUACUACAAGCUUACACGUCAGGGACCCAUGGUACUUCAUUUAACUACGACACAAGGAGAUGCUGACAUCUAUAUUUCAUCUGAAACAUUAUCUCCGACUUUUGAAAACUAUGACAUCCAGUCUGUCACAUGUGGCGAUGAUAUCAUACAGGUUACAACUGAUUUAAAAAGGCCAAUUGGUGUUGGUGUUUACGGACAUCCAGCCCAUGAAACUUCUAAAUAUAAGCUCAGUUUAUACACGGGGUAUGAAGAUGACACAUAUCAGCCAUAUUCUUACUCUGAUGCUGAUGACUCCGACGCAUCUAAAGACAGUUCCAAAGACUAUAACGGGAUGCCAGGAAAGAACAGUUUUCCUUUAAAAGAUGAUGAAGAGUCUCUCUUCUAUACAAUAGUGAUCAACAUUUUAAAAAUCAUUUUUGACAUUCUGUUAUGAUUGCCUACAUUCAGAAUAUUCUACCCUAUGGUUUCUACAAAAUAAGAUUAUCUCCGAUUCAAAUAAUCAUUUUUAGAUGCUCAAUUUUUUUAUACCAACCGGAAUUUUUAUAGUGUUUAAAUUCUCAUCUGAUUCACUUAGUAACUUAUACAGGGUGUUCAAAAGUUCUUGCAAAGGUACUCUAAAAUUUUUGUUUCCCGCUCAAUCUCACUCAGUGUUCUUACACUAUUCAUACAUUUGAAUCUUAAAUUAUAAUGAAUAGGUCCUUAAAGA